UUCUGGAAAAAUCGGGAAAUAAAUACAUUUAAACGUUUGCAAAUGUUUGAAAAGAAGAGCGACAAGGCCAAGGAGAAUGAGCGAAAGCCUCGCGACGAUGGCAUUGAGCUGGAGAGCCACUUUAUAAUGCGUGUACCGAAGGAAAUGGCCGACACUGUCCACGAAGCCAUUCAGGCGGGGAACAUAAAGGAUAGAUUAUCCAUUCAAUUGGAUCAGGACCUGCGAUACGGUGAGGUCCGGCUGGAUGACCAGUUGCUCUACACGAAGCUCGUGGACCUGCCAACGGUUGUAGAGAGCUACAAGACCAUUGACAACAAGAGCUUCUAUAAGUCGGCGGACAUUUGCCAAAUUCUGAUCUGCAAAGAAGAGCCCGAUGAGGAGCCCGAGAAGGAGUCGCCGAACAAGAACAAGAAGAAGGAUCCCAACAAGGUGGACAAGAAGUAUUUGUGGCCGCAUGGCAUAACACCGCCCUGCAAGAACGCCCGCAAGCGUCGCUUCCGCAAAACACUGAAAAAAAAGAACGUGGAGGCACCCGAAAUCGAGAAGGAGGUCAAGCAUUUGCUUCGCAUCGACAACGAGGCGGUUCGUGUCGACUACGAGAUAAUCAAUGAGGAGGACAAGCCCUCCGACGAUCUGGAUCAGUCGGAUAUGAAGCAAUACAACGACGCGGAUGAUGAAAUGCAGGACGACAACACCAUGAAUGCCAGCGAAAAGGCAAUUAAUGAUAAUGGCAUGCAGCGCGAUAUCAAUGUGGAAUCGGAUGAUGAUGAUACCAGCAAUUUCGCCACUCAACAUCGUGCUCCCAACAUGGGCGUGGCAGCCCACGACAUCUUCGGCGAGGAGGUGUCCACCACAGAUGACGAAGACGAUGGCGAACAGCGGAACAACACAAUGCAGCGACGCGAGCUCGAGGAUUCCUCCCGCCUUUCAGCAGACGAUUCACGGAUGUCCGACUUCUUUGGGGCCAGCACCAGUGGUGCUGGCGGAACCAGCGGCAUGAAAAUGGAGGAGAACGAAUUUACCAAAGCCAUGUUUGGCCAAGAGCCGAGCAGUCCCAAAUUGAGUGCGGCUGGCUCCAGCUCAAACCUGGCAGCUCCAAGCGGCUUCUAUGACAGCCAAAUGCUAACGAAACGAGAGGAGUUUGAGAAUAUGGAGUUUAUGGAUGAACCGCAGCCACAGUACACACAACAGCAGGUGCACGAGAAGAUCAACCAGCUAACGCGGCAGCUCAGUGAGCUGAAGGCCCAGCAGACGCAAAAAUCAAUGGAAAUUGCAUCCAUCCAAAAUGCCACACUAAAACAGCGCAUGCAAGAGACCCUGGAUAAUUUGUACACGCAGGUUAUUGAAAGGGAGCUGGAGCUUAAGGACUUUGAGAAUAUGCUAGAAUCCUAGGAACAAGUAGUUUAAAUAGAAUAAGUUUAAAGUGCAUCAAUAGAUGGUUGUGUCCCUGUA
This is a messenger RNA of Drosophila persimilis, 1452 nucleotides long. It is a transcript of the gene Taf7, whose product is annotated as transcription initiation factor TFIID subunit 7. Gene Ontology annotation, cellular component: transcription factor TFIID complex. Gene Ontology annotation, biological process: transcription initiation at RNA polymerase II promoter; RNA polymerase II preinitiation complex assembly. Bases 43 to 1392 code for a protein of 449 amino acids. Gene Ontology annotation, molecular function: RNA polymerase II general transcription initiation factor activity. The transcript has a single exon. The record is from RefSeq and is a predicted model, not a curated record. NCBI's taxonomy places the organism in Eukaryota, Metazoa, Arthropoda, Insecta, Diptera, Drosophilidae.